Gopherus flavomarginatus (Mexican gopher tortoise) is the source of this 459-nucleotide messenger RNA. Its product is annotated as zinc finger protein 558-like. Lineage: Eukaryota; Metazoa; Chordata; Testudines; Testudinidae. Gene Ontology annotation, biological process: regulation of DNA-templated transcription. Bases 127 to 459 code for a protein of 110 amino acids. The transcript has 4 exons. The record is from RefSeq and is a predicted model, not a curated record.
AGCUGCUUCCUGGUUCUCCACGUGCUGCCAGCAGCGCUGGAGCUGCCCGAGCCGGAGCGGAGCCGCUGUUCUCAGCUGCAGCCAGGAUCUGCCCCCGGCCCCGCUGGGAUCCAGACAGGCUGCAGAAUGUUUUGCUCCAGCUCAUCCCAGCCUGGCGUGGGACAGGGAAGAGAAAUGGCUGCAGUGGAGUCAGUCCAGGGGCUGGUGACCUUCAAGGAGAUGGCUAUGGAUUUCACCAGGGAAGAGUGGGCUCUGCUGGACCCCACUCAGAGAGCCCUCUACUGGGAUGUCAUGCAGGAGAACUAUGAGACUGUGACCUCGCUGGGCCAGAGAAUAACAUCCAUGUUUCGCUGCAGAUCAUCUCGUCCUCCCAGGGACAAGGAAAUGGCUGCAAUGAAGCUGGCUCAGGUAAGAGAUUAUCAUGGUGGCGGGCUGUGCUUGGAGGUUGAGGAGCAGUAA